CUCACUAUUUGAACAUUUUACAGAAACGACACAUUUUGCUCUUAAAGGUCGUGUAAAAUCGAAGCCCAUUGAAGGUCCACGAUACACCUCCUCACAGACGCAGGCUUCAGACGACACCCUGCGAAACCAUGGAUCGCUCGCCCACCUCCUCCAGCCUCAUGGCCAGCAGCAAUGUCACCAACAAAACCGACCCGCGCUCUCUCAACUCCCGGGUUUUCAUCGGGAAUCUCAACACGCUGCUCGUCACCAAGGCCGACGUGGAGGCCAUUUUCUCCAAAUAUGGGAAGAUUGUGGGCUGCUCCGUGCACAAGGGCUACGCGUUUGUCCAGUACGCCAACGAGAGGAACGCCAGGUCUGCUGUGGCCGGAGAGGACGGGCGAAUGAUCGUAGGACAAGUGCUCGAUAUAAAUUUGGCCGGAGAGCCCAAACCACAUCGAUCCAAAACCACCAAGCGCUCGGCCGGAGACAUGUACAGCAGUUCCUCGUUGGACCUCGACUACGACUUUCAAAGAGAUUAUUACGACAGAAUGUACUCGUACCCGUCACGUGUGCCGGCCCCUCCCCCUCCUCUGUCCCGGGCCGUCAUCCCGUCCAAACGUCCCAGAGUCAGUCUGAGCGGAGGCAGCAGCCGCAGGACCAAGACCAUCUCCUCGUCCUCCAAGAGCAGCCAGCGCACCUCCUACAGAGCCAUGAAAGUGGACGAGCUGCAGACCAUCAAACGGGAGCUGACUCAGAUCAAGAGUAAAGUGGAUCAUCUCCUGGACUCACUGGAGCGAAUGGAGAAGGACCACAGCAAGAAAUCAGACGGUAAAAGCAACAAGACUGAGCCCGGGGAGGUGACGUCUCCUCCUCACUCCAGUAAAAACAUGGAUCUGAAGAGAGACAGAGACAGUCAAGAACCAAACGACUCUGAGGAGGAAGAGGAGGAGGAGGAGGGAGACCUGCUGGAGGAAGAAGAGGUGAAGAGUCAGGGGCGUGACGAGGACGAGGAAGAGGAAGAGGAAGGGGAGCACGUGGAGGGAGACGACGACGGCGAUAGCGUCAACGGAGACGACUCUUAAAUAUAAACAACACAACUGAGCAUGCUCCGAACCACAUCCCUACUGAACAUGCUCCGAAACCACAUCCCUACUGAGCGCGCUCUGACCGGGCCAGCGCUCACUCUGCCAAACAGAAUCCUCUACACAGAUAAGACGACUUGAAACGAGGUGAUAUUUAUGUUAAUGUCAGUCGUUUUGCGUCGCUUCUGACUGGACAAAUUGUAGGAGUGAAGAAGUUUGUCUGUACAUCCAAACUUCUUCACUCCUACAACAAUUUGUCCACAGAUUUAAACUUUGUCUUUUAACUGACCCUCUGUUAUUGCUUUACCUGGAGUGUUCCACUGUAUGGCAUUACACUUAUCUAGCCUAUCUCCAUGGAAACAAGCAGGUGACGCCCUCGGCCAAGUAAGGUCUGUAAAAAGGCAAUCCCUGCUCAUAAUAAUGUGUGUGUUUAGGUGUAAAAUAGAUGAGUUUAAUGCCAUAUGGUGUAAUAUUACAGAAAGUAACAUUGGACUUGCUGUUUUGCUGAUGCUUAAAUUUUAAAGAAAAAGUUUUAAAAAUGAAUAAUAUUUUAAUCACAGACUUUAAACUCUUCUGAACUUGUGGAUUCAAGUCGUUUGGUCUGUUCGACGGCUCUGUUUCGCCUCAUUGUAGAUAAAGCUGCUCUAAUGAAGCAUGUGGCUCGUUCGCUCUCCUCUUUUCGGUCGACACUGCAAAAUUCUAAAUCUACGGACUUUAAAUUACUUGAAUUCAGAGCAAAUAUUUUGAUUUGAGUGUUUCUGAUUAGGUUUGCACAAAAUAUUCAACACUUGUAUUUAAAUACUGUUGAAAAGACGAUGAUAAUGUGCUUGUGUCCAUGUCGUAAAACACUUUUUGUCAUGUUCAGUUUAAUUUAAUGAUGCACUGUGUAACUUUUCUGGUGGUUUCUGGUUCACCGCCUGCUUGUCUCUGUGGAGAUGGUAUUGCUUUGCCUGGAAUGUUCCACAGUGUGUCAUUAAAUGUGUCUAUCCUGCGUUUAUGUCCUGUUCAUACAAAGUACAGUGUUGGUGCUGUGGAACAUUAGACGAAUCAUUCACAUCUACAGAGACCAGCAGGUGGCAGACCACAGAAACAGAAAAGUUUCACACUGCACCUUUAAGACAUUGAUGUUUUUGGUUUAAUUUAUUAGUUUAGGUAGCUUUGUUAAAAUCAAAACUUGGUGUCUACAGUAGGAAUCAAACAAAUAUAGAAAAUUAUGAGUAAAAUAAACUUAAAGCAGACCUAUUGUGCAAACUGUUCAGAUGUUUCUCCAUGUUCUAGUCGUUUCUUCUCGUUGAGCCUCUGAAGUUAUAUUUGGAGUGAUUCAUGUUUAAUCUUUAAUCGCUUAUUUUCAAGACGAUACUUUACUCACUGGAUUUGGCAGCGUCGUGUCGUCAUUUUGGUACAAAUGAAAAAAACAGGAUCCAAAAUGAGUAAAAUAACCGUGGAGGUUUGGUGCAGCUGAUGUUACAGCCCUGUUCAUGACAAGUGAAUCUUUUCUUGUAUUUAUUUUCCUGGUAAAUCUAGAUUGUGCAAGUUAUUUCUGUAUAUUUUCUGUUAUUUUAAGCUGGUGAUGCUCUUUCUGUAUAAUCUUUUUUUUUUUUACUCCACUGAUAAAUGAUGUAUUGAAGUCAAUUUUUCGAGGUCAACAUGUUUCAAAGCGUCAGCUCGGACGAUGGCUCUGAAUUGAAGUAGUUUGAACUUUUUGUAGACGUCUUGUUUUGCAUUGUGAUGACAUUGUACCAGAGAUUUAUCUGUACUUAAUGUUUUUUACUGGGUUCAUGGACUCUCAAAGUUAAAAAACUCCACGGACGUGAUUCCAAAAGUGUUUUUAGCUUUGAUGAAAAAAUCUGAAUGUUUUUCCCUCUCUGUCGUCUGUUCAAAUGUGUGUCUCUGUUUUUAUACUGUUCUGUUUCAGUUUGACUGUAAAGGAAAUACAUUGCAAUAAAAUGUGAAAAUUUUACUUGAAUUUGGACGGUUUUAAUUAUUUCAGUGGAUUUACACGACCAGUGAAAGGUUUGACCACAUCCUCUCAUUCAGAGUUUGUUUUAGGUCCAACCACAAGACGUCAGAUAUUUGGGAUUAUGUAGCAAAGAAAAGUAAAAUAACUAAACUAUGUUUUAUAUUUUAUAUCCAAAUCCUCAGAGUCUCGUCCCUUUGCUGUGGACAAACCCUUGUCUUUCUCUUCAUGAUGAAGCUCAUGAAAUGGUUUUCACUUCACAGCUGAGGUCAAGGUUCAAAGCAAUUUGUUGAAUUUUAUCUAAAAGAAGUUUUGAGUUAUUUUGAGUUUGUUCUUUACUCCAUUCUACAUGUGUCAUUCAUUGUAGAUUUUCACUGAAAGCAUCAAAAUGAUGUAAAUAAUCAUGAAAAUAAAGAGACAUGGAAGG
This is a messenger RNA of Periophthalmus magnuspinnatus, 3445 nucleotides long. RefSeq names its product heterogeneous nuclear ribonucleoprotein C (gene hnrnpca). Gene Ontology annotation, molecular function: RNA binding. The transcript has 9 exons. The coding region runs from base 129 to 1061 and encodes 310 amino acids. Gene Ontology annotation, cellular component: nucleus. The record is from RefSeq and is a predicted model, not a curated record. Lineage: Eukaryota; Metazoa; Chordata; Actinopteri; Gobiiformes; Gobiidae.